GAAACAUUUAGUGCAAAAUAAGUUCAGAUAUAAUAAUAAUUUAAUUCAACAUAAUUUUCACGCGCGGGUGACCAACAAGUUUGCUACCGUCGACGGUAUAGUUAUGGACCAACAACAACAAUCGCCGACACGUACUGUCCUAUUGAGCUGCGGGUCGUUCAAUCCGAUAACCAAUAUGCAUUUGCGGCUGUUUGAAGUGGCCAGAGAUGCACUACAGCAGUCGACAAACAGCCAAACAGUGGUCACCGAAGGUAUCAUAUCGCCGACACACCAGUCGUACGCCACUAGCAAACGGUUAGCCCCGGCUGAACAUCGGUGCCGUAUGAUCGAGUUGGCCGUACAACCGUUGUUACACCAGCGGCCACAUUGGGUACGCUGUGAUCGAUGGGAAACCGAACAGCCCGGGUGGACGCGGACACUGGCCGCUAUGGAUCACUAUCGGAAACAAUACCCGCCGGAUGUCCAGUUGCGGCUGUUGUGCGGCGCCGAUCUGUUCGAUACGUUUAACGUACCCGAUCUGUGGCGCGACGAAGAUAUCGAAACAAUUUGCGGCCAAUACGGUAUGGUUGUGGUUACCCGACAGGGUUCAGAUCCGUGGCGUACAUUGGACGCGAGUCCCAAGGCGGCCAUAUUGAAUAAAUAUCGGCAAAACAUAGUGAUUGUCGAAGAGACCAUACAGAAUACGGUUAGUUCGUCGGCUGUACGCCAGGCCAUCAAAAGUGGCCAAAGUAUACGCUAUCUGUGUCCCGAUUCGGUUAUCGAGUAUAUUGACGACAAUCAAUUGUAUCAGUGAUUUAUUUGCCAUAUAAUUAAUUGGACCGAUAAUUACCGAUAAUACCGCACACAUAGUAAGUGAUUAUAAU
Molecule: messenger RNA, 863 nt
Organism: Oppia nitens
Lineage: Eukaryota; Metazoa; Arthropoda; Arachnida; Sarcoptiformes; Oppiidae
Gene: Nmnat
Product: nicotinamide/nicotinic acid mononucleotide adenylyltransferase 3-like
Exons: 1
Coding region: 104-793 (229 amino acids)
Biological process (GO): NAD+ biosynthetic process
Molecular function (GO): nicotinate-nucleotide adenylyltransferase activity; nicotinamide-nucleotide adenylyltransferase activity
Source: RefSeq, a predicted model, not a curated record